Messenger RNA from Poeciliopsis prolifica (blackstripe livebearer), 3427 nucleotides. It is a transcript of the gene adra2a, whose product is annotated as adrenoceptor alpha 2A. Gene Ontology annotation, molecular function: adrenergic receptor activity. Gene Ontology annotation, cellular component: membrane. The transcript has 3 exons. NCBI's taxonomy places the organism in Eukaryota, Metazoa, Chordata, Actinopteri, Cyprinodontiformes, Poeciliidae. The record is from RefSeq and is a predicted model, not a curated record. Gene Ontology annotation, biological process: adenylate cyclase-activating adrenergic receptor signaling pathway. Bases 455 to 1738 code for a protein of 427 amino acids.
CACACGCAGACGGCAACACGGCAGCGCCCGGGAUAACGUGAUUAGCGCUCUAUUAAGUCCGCUGCCGAGCGGAGCGAGAUGCAGCGCUGAGAGCGCAGAGAGCGCAGAGCGCGGAGGGACCAGAGGCGCAGGGGGAACGCUCCGCUCCGCUCCGUCCGGCGCACGGAUCUUCUUUGCCUCCUCUUGAUUCGCCCGAAGAAGUUCCCCCCCCCGGUUCGCGCUGUUUCUGUGGCCCGCCUCUGGAGAGCCGCUGUCAUCGCUCCUUGUUUUAGAUAAAGUGUCAUCUUUUAAAGUAUCCCUCACAAUGAGGAGGACAAAUCCAGGAACGUCUCAGAGGAGCGAUUCAGUCUCUUCUCCUCUCAGGUCUCCUGGGAAUCACUAGUUCUUUCCUUCCUGGCGGAUGAUAUUUGUAACCUCGGGUGAACUCUGAGAGGAAGUGGGCCAGUCUGCCAUCAUGGCGGACAACAACAGCACCAACCAGAGCUUACCCAGCUUGGCCCCCUACAGCCUCCGGGUAGCCCUGCCGCUGCUCGUGGGCUUCAUGAUCCUGCUCAUAGUGUUCGGUAACGUCCUGGUGGUCAUUGCUGUGUUUACAAGCCGGGCCUUGCGAGCCCCGCAGAACCUGUUCCUGGUGUCCCUGGCCUCGGCGGACAUUCUGGUGGCCACCCUCGUGAUGCCGUUCUCCCUGGCCAACGAACUCAUGGGAUAUUGGUACUUCGGCGACGUGUGGUGUGAGAUUUACCUCGCGCUCGACGUACUCUUCUGCACCGCGUCCAUCACCCAUCUGUGCGCGAUCAGCUUAGACCGCUACUGGUCCAUCACACAGGCCAUCGAGUACAACCUGAAGAGGACGCCUCGGCGCAUCAAGUGCAUCAUCUUUAUUGUUUGGGUGAUUGCUGCAGUCAUCUCGUUCCCGCCACUUAUCACAAUGGAGAAAAACAACAACGAGGCAUACCCCGAGUGCAAGAUCAAUGACCAAAAAUGGUACGUCAUCUCCUCCUGCAUCGGAUCCUUCUUCCUACCGUGCGUCAUCAUGGUACUGGUCUACGUACGGAUCUACCAAAUCGCCAAAAAAAGGACACGGGCGCCACCCGGAGACCGUAAGCCAAAUGCCAUUUUGAAGUCACCUAAUACUCCUGCUGCGAAUGGGAAGGAGAAUGGUGCAGGCGAUGACAAGGACCGCCUCUGUCACGAGAAACUGAACGGCGAACAGGCCAUUGAGCUCCAGGGAGUAGAAGGACAUAGGAAGGCAGAGGAGGCAAAAGGUGAGCUCAAUGGAGUGGACCUUGAGGACUCAUCGUCCUCUGACCAUAAGGUGAACAAUCCAUGCUCCAUUAGAAAGAAAGCAAACAAGGGGAAACCCAGACUAAGUCAAAUCAAACCAGGGGAUUCCAACGUCCAAAAGCAAGAGGCGAACACCAAAGGCAGUCGCUGGAAAGGUCGUCAAAAUCGUGAGAAACGUUUCACCUUCGUCUUGGCGGUGGUCAUUGGUGUCUUUGUCAUUUGCUGGUUUCCCUUUUUCUUUACUUACAUGCUGAAAACUCUUUGCAUAUCCUGCAACGUGCCUACCACCUUGUUCAAGUUCUUCUUCUGGUUCGGCUACUGCAACAGUGCCCUGAACCCUUUGAUAUAUACCGUUUUCAACAACGACUUCAGGAGGUCGUUCAAAAAGAUACUGUGCAAGAGGGACACCAGGAGAUACGAAGGUGUUUAUCUGCAGACUCUUCCUUCCCUUUGAAUGCAUCCACCUGUCACAGCUUUAACACGACGUUGGAGAUCACAGAGGAAACCACAGUAAGAUCAUAUUUUUAUUGUAUCUGCUAUUUUUUUUCUAAAAGAGACAAACAGUGAAGUUAUUGGUAUGUGUCGGAUUUGUAUGUCAUAACUAAAUGAUUUGUCUGAGUAUUUGUCUAUAUUUGUUUUUAUGGAAACAGUAUUGUACUAUUUUGUAUGAUAUGGUGAUAUUGAUUGCAACAGAAAUGAUGCUGGUGGACUUGUGCUAAAGUGCAGCUUCUAAAGAAUAAUUAAAGCCCAUUUUGUCAGAAAUGGUUUUAAAAAAAACCUGGAGGAAAGAUUGGAGUGAUGAUUUCAUAUCAUUUUGAAUCUUGCCAGCGCACGUUCAAACAAUUUUAAAAAAAGAAGAAAAAAACUCCGGAGGUUAUGGGAAAGGGGUAAAAGGACAGAAAAUGAAAAGCUAGACUUUGGUUUGUGAAAGUGGUCAACAAGGGUUAAGGACACUUUUCAGAAUGAAUUUCAUAUCAUUUUGGGCUUUUGAUGAUUUAUUUUAACAGAUUUUUUUUUCAGUUUAGACUGAUUAUACAACAAAAAAACCAGUGAUUUUAGCUCAGUGCACAAGGUGGAAUAGUCGAGAUUUUGUCACCAUUAAUGUUUGAUUAAUUGUUUCUCAUUCGCCAGCCUUAUGUUUGUUCUGACGUGAUUCUGGCAGCACUUUAGGCAGAAAUAUUGGAGCUCAUUUAAACUGGUCAGUUUCCUGCCUUGUUUCUGAACAUGGUCUAAAAGCGAAGAGGCUUCUGGUCAUUUCCAGAAGCCUCAUUUCACUCGCAUCCAUUCUAGAACAGGAUUUGAUGUGAGCUUGCGCUCAAUGUUUUGUUGAAUAAUGACAAUUGAGAAAACUUGAACCUCGUUAUUCCUUUUUCCACUAAUGCAGCCACUACCGUGCUUAGCAGUGGGUGCAGUGUUGUUAGGAACUGGAGCCCUCACUUUGGUCCAAACACACUUCAUGUUGUCAAAGUCAACUAUAUCAGCCUUUGGCUCAUCUAAAUAUAAAACAAUCCAUCAGUCAAGCUGACAUUACGUUUCUGAAAAUGCCCCAACAGUAACCCAGGUGAAAAUGUCUGGACUGUUCUUUAGAAAAUGGGUUCGUUUCAGAAACCCAGCCAUAGGUUCACAUGGACUCUAUCAAUUCUGCUAAAAUGAGGAUCAAAUGCUGAACCAGACAAUGCAAGAAACACACAUUCUUGUGUGUGUUUCUUGCUUUUGUGCAACCUUUACAUCAAUUGGAGUAAAAAAAAAAUUUAAAAAGCCUUUCUUCAACUUGACCUCAAAUCAACAACAACAUGGAUGAAACUUGGACAGUGACGGGUUUUCCAACAGCAUGGAAAAACUUUCCACAGUUUUUUAUAUUCCAAACCGCGAUUAGAAUGUAAAAAGCCGACCAACAUCCAGUUUCUGCAACAGCCCGGACGUCUGCCCUGCUGAAAAUGGACGGACUUUGCUCCGAAACAAGGCACCACGCACAAAACAAAGCUGUUUUCAUGAAUUAUUUCCAUUUUGGCUAAGAAAGGGUUUCCUGGUGUUAUUUUUGGAAGAAUACAUUUAAAUAAAUCUUAGGGCCGGUGUUAACACUGGAAACACAACAGGUUUACAGAUGUACCCCUUGCUUUAUUAAUAAAUUUUUUUAUGCUGA